AUGAUUUUGGCCGAAACACGACUCGAAUGGUUGCUCUCAUGUCAGGCGUUGAUGAGAUUGGGAUCAACUGUUGCCACACUCGAUACCACAUCGUCUUCGGAAGCCAUCAUUCACGGCAUUAAUGAGACACAAGUCACACAUUUGAUCACUAAUUAUAAUCAGUUGAGUCAACUAAAUUCAAUUCUGGACGAUAUGCCGAGUGUUAAAUGCAUUGUAUAUAUGGACGGACCAAAUGAACCCAAUCUCAAGAAGUUGUUCACCGAAGAGCAAAGACAAAGAGUGAGUUUUCAUUCGUUAUCUGAAAUUGAAAAAACAGGAAAAUCACAUAAAGAUCUGAAAUGUGUGGACCCGAACUCCGAGGACACGGCUUUCAUUAUGUAUACCUCGGGAUCCACUGGUAUUCCCAAAGGCGUGAAUAUAUCGCACAAAAACCUGUUGACAGCCAUUAAGUCGUUUAGCUUUUUGUCGGAGAUUUUAGACGAAGACGACGUCUACUGUUCUUACCUUCCGUUGUCUCACAUCUUUGAAUUGGCGGCUCAUCUCUACUUCAUCUCCAAUGGUGUGGCCGUCGGCUUCGGAUCUGUUCACACACUCACUGACCGCUCAAAAGGACUCAUGAAGACCACGAAAGGAGAUCUCACUUUACUUAAGCCAACAGUUAUCACAUCAGUUCCCGUCUUAUUAAACAACAUUCGUUCCGUUAUAGAAAAAAAUGUUGACCAAAAUAUCUUUGCAAAAGUGUUAUUCAAUUUGUUUUAUUAUAUGAAAGAGUUCUUCACAAAACACGGUUAUAGCGCUCCGAUCACUAGUUUUCUGUUUUGCACACAAUUUAAGCCACUUUUGGGCGGAAGAGUGAAAGUGAUAGCCAUCGGUGGGGCCCCUCUCUCGCCACAAACUGAACACUUUAUUCGCAACUGUUUAGACGUGAAGACAAUUCAGGGUUAUGGUCUGACAGAGACGUGUGCGUCGGCCACGGCUACCGAUUUGGAUGACACCAGUGUUGGCACAGUUGGCGCCCCUCUCGAUGGCAUUCAAAUUAAAUUAGUUGAUUGGUCUGAAGGCAACUAUAGAGUGACUGAUUCGCCGAACCCGAGGGGAGAGUUGGUUAUCGGCGGCGAUAAC
Medioppia subpectinata is the source of this 1122-nucleotide messenger RNA. The record is from the annotation of a GenBank genome assembly. Lineage: Eukaryota; Metazoa; Arthropoda; Arachnida; Sarcoptiformes; Oppiidae.